This is a messenger RNA of Centropristis striata (black sea bass), 4332 nucleotides long. RefSeq names its product connector enhancer of kinase suppressor of ras 2-like. Gene Ontology annotation, cellular component: cytoplasm; membrane. The transcript is spliced from 22 exons. Gene Ontology annotation, molecular function: protein binding. The record is from RefSeq and is a predicted model, not a curated record. The coding region runs from base 408 to 3275 and encodes 955 amino acids. Gene Ontology annotation, biological process: regulation of signal transduction. Lineage: Eukaryota; Metazoa; Chordata; Actinopteri; Perciformes; Serranidae.
AGACACCAGUGUGCAGUGACAGUCUGUGCGUUGUUCUCCUCUGCUCUGGAUGGUACUGGGAUGUAUUUUGGAAGGGGGGUCGGGCAGCAGCGACCCACCAGCAUUACCGCCACUGAGCCUGACAUGAAUGACAAGUAAAGGGGCUCUUCCAAGCGAGCAAACAGCACAGGAAUGUGCACAAGUCUGCCGGGCUGCACUCAGCCUUAUCAAAGCGACAUUUUGGACCUUUUGGACCUACCUCGGUUUGUUUGCAAACACCCAAACCCAGCAGAGAAGACCCCAGAGAGCCCUGUUAUUUUAUGUUUUUAAUUUUUUAUUUCUUUUUUGUUGCAUUUUUUUAAAGAAGGGAGUGGGGUUUGUUGGGGGUGUUUUUCUUUUGUCAAGCGUGAACAAGACAAACUUCUACCAUGGCACUGGUGAUGGAGCCUGUGAGCAAGUGGAGCUCCAGCCAAGUGGUGGACUGGAUGAAAGGCCUGGACGACUGCCUGCAGCAGUACAUCAAGACCUUCGAGAGGGAGAAAGUAGGGGGGGACCAGCUGCUGCGUAUCACCCACCAGGAGCUGGAAGACUUGGGAGUGUCCAGAAUCGGCCACCAGGAGCUCAUUCUGGAGGCUGUGGACUUACUUUGUGCUCUGAAUUACGGUCUGGAGACGGAGAAUUUGAAGACUCUUUCUCAUAAGCUGAAUGCAUCUGCCAAGAACCUGCAGAACUUCAUCACAGGCCGGCGGCGCAGCGGCCACUAUGACGGCCGAGCCACGCGGAAGCUGCCCAACGACUUCCUGACCUCGGUGGUGGACCUGAUCGCUGCAGCCAAAAGCCUUCUGGCCUGGCUGGACAGGUGCUCAUUCUUUUUCAGGUCUCCAUUUGCUGCAGUGGCAGAUUACUCUGUGACCAGAAACAACGUGAUCCAGCUCUGUCUGGAGCUCACUACCAUCGUACAACAGGACUGCUCUGUGUACGAAACGGAAAACAAAAUCCUGCAUGUGUGUAAAACUCUGUCUGAGGUGUGCGACCACAUCAUCUCUCUGUCCUCUGAUCCCAUGGUGUCCCAGGCCGCACAUUUGGAGGUUGUGCAGCUUGCCAACAUAAAAUCCACAGAGGGACUGGGCAUGUACAUCAAAUCAACAUACGACGGUUUGCAUGUAAUCACUGGAACAACAGAAGGAUCUCUGGCUGACCGCUGUAAGAAAAUCCAUGCUGGAGACGAAGUCAUUCAGGUCAAUCAUCAGACAGUGGUGGGCUGGCAGCUGAAAAACUUGGUUAACUUGCUGCGUGGGGACCCUGCAGGUGUCACCCUUACCCUGAAGAAACGCCCACAGAGCACGCUCACAUCGACCCCUGCUCUGCUCAAGAACAUGAGAUGGAAACCGUUGGCUCUGCAACCAAUCUUCCCCCAGAGCCCCAGCAGCAGCGUCGCCACGCCCACCAGCACUUUAAGUACUCCAUCCAGGAGGAGUAGCUGUGCCCUGCAGGACCUCUUCAUCCCUCCUCCUCCAGCAGAACCCUACACCCCCAGGGACGAUAAGGGGAAUCUGUCUGGUGAUGAACCUCAGUCAGACAUCCAUGUGGCCGAGGGGUCCGAGUCACCGAACUCCUACCUGGACCAGGAGUGUCGGAGACGAUUUCCUCUGGUGGAAGAAGAUUCUAUACUGUACUGCUACGAGUACGACCAGAACCAGGAGGUGUCAUCGGUCCGCAGGGGGAGCACUCCCACCUAUGGCAGGCUCAGGCCCAUCUCAAUGCCGGUGGAAUACAACUGGGUGGGAGACAACGAGGACCUGGCCAAGCUGAAGAGAGAGAGCAGGAGAGAGAAUUCCCUUCUCCGCUUUGCGAGUGAGGACAAAACCCCGGGGGAGGACUUCCUGCUGGGACGCAGCCUGAGUCAGAACAGGAGGAAGACUGAGCGUGGAGCCAGCCCCACCCACUACACCCUGGUCCCCGCCCUGCAGAUGGAGGUCUCCCUGUCCACAUCCAGCUCCGACUCUGCCUCUCUCUACCAUGUUUUUGAACGCUCCUCACUGAUGUCACGGUCAAAGAAGAAGAGUAAAGCUGGAAGUCCCAUGUCUUCAAUCAGCAAGCGGCGGAUUUCCUGCAGAGACCUGGGCCAGGGGGACUGCGAGGGCUGGCUGUGGAAGAAGAAGGAUGCCAAAACGUAUUUUUCGCAGAAGUGGAAGAAGUACUGGUUCAUCCUGAAGGACACGUGCCUGUACUGGUACAUGAACGAGGAGGAUGAGAAGGCAGAGGGCUUCGUCAGCCUCCCGGAGUUCAAGAUUGAUCGCGCCACUGAGUGUAGACGGAAGUAUGCUUUCAAGGCUUGCCAUCCGAAGAUAAAGACCUUCUACUUUGCGGCGGAAAAUGUAGACGACAUGUCCCGGUGGCUGAGUCGUCUCAGCAUGGCAGUGGCAGGAUACUCGGAGCAGGAGAAAAUUCGUCAGGACCAAGAUUACUGGAGUGAGAGUGAUCAUGAGGACAUGGAGAUGCCUUCGAUGCCCAAACAGGACAGCCCUCCCCCCCCUUAUGACACCUACCCCCGAGCAUCCUCAGUGAGUCCCUACCUGGAGCCCAAACGUGGCCACCUCUCCUCCUCCGACACCUUCCAGUCGCGCUCCUCUCACGACGACUUCCACCCUGAGACUCAGGACGGCAGCAGCAGCAACAACGGCAUCUCGCCCGGGCAGAAGAAGAGCAGCCACCGAAACUCGUGGCACGACCAGAUGGAGAGCAACGCGAGGAUGCACUACCUGCAGACGUUCCCGGUGGAGGACGCGUUCUCCGAGGACAGAGACCAACUGGCCAUGGAGUACCGCAGGCAGUCCACGCUGCCCGCUCAGCGCAGCCUGCUGCAGGAACAGUACAGAGCCCUGCCUCUUCCACUCAGGUCCAGCAUUGACUCAGACGCGGGAGGGAAACCCCGCAGCUUCACGCUACCCAGGGACAGCGGGCUCCACGCUAUUUUGGCCGCCUCUGCUGCUGCAUCAGAUCAGAGGGAGCCCCAUCAUUACCAGCUGGACCGACCCAGAGGCAGCGGCCAUGGACGUGAGUGCAGGAUGCAGGCAGACUCUCUGGGAGAUUUGUACCGGGCUCUGGAGCAGACCAGCCUGUCCACCUCGGCUGACCACAGAUCAGCCAGCCGCCUGGAGUACAAGAGAUCAUUUGUUCGCCGAGUCAACGACCCGCUGCUCAAUGACAAGCUCCACCGCCUCCGGGUCCUCCACAGCUCACUUAAGAAUGUCCCUCUUCAAGACACGAACCGGUCACUGGGUUUUUUAGGGUAAGAUCAGCGUGUUGAUUUAACCUCAAACCUCUGCUUGUGCCUCACUCAGCCGGCAUCCCUUUGCUGGAAUUAAAAGGCACCAAAAACCUCCCUUUACCUGCUCGGCUCUGCUCCUCCUUUUCUUCUUCAGCCUCCUUUUUGACCUCGCUCACCGUGCAGGAGCACAAAGACUUGGUGUCCCUUUUCACUUUUCACACUGGGUGCACAGGGCUGUCACUAAAAGGCAAAACAAAGAUGUCUGGCUUAAUAUAAAAACAGGGUUUAUUACUGGCAAAUAAGCACUUUGUGUCCGUGUCAGAGACAUUCAUCGCUCACAUGCAUGGCCGCUUCCCCUCGCUUCUGUUGAAACGUUUUGAACAUUAUGCUGGAGUUGUGUACAGCCGGUCAGUCACGUCUGAUGGAGGAAUUAAAAGUUAUUUUGGAUGUACACAACAUUUUGUUAUGCAUGUCUGAUUAAAGGGUAUGAGUGUACAGGGUGUUAAGCAUAUACAUAAAUAUAUAUAUACAUAUAUAUAUUUAAUAUUACAUUACUACAACAACAGUGACUACACAAUGUUUUGGGGUACUUAUACAAAUUGUAAAUCAAGUGCUGUGCCUCAGUGAUUGUGAAUGUACAUUGUACUUUUCCAAGAGAGAUGAAAGAAGAUAUAGAAAGCAAGCUAUUCCUCAAAACAGGAGCACAAGAAUAUAACGCUUGGCAAUAAUGAACUAGUACUGUAAAUUACAAAGGAAUGAUCAGAAUAGUUGUCUAUUUUUGUAUGCAUGCCGUCUACCUAAUUGUUUGUAAAAUGGUUUUGUAUUUCUAAGUGCGUUCGGUCCGGAGAUGUCGACCCCUCCCUCCACCGCAUUGUGUUUUUAAGAUUUAUUUUUCAAUUUGCUCCUGGGAAAAGUGUUAAGAGGAAUAACUGUAUUUAUUAAGUGUUUAAUGUACAAGCAUGCUUUGUAACUAAAACACAUUACCAUGCCAUUGGAAAUUGACUGACAUUGCACAAGUGUGCCAUAUUGUAGCUACGUUACUUUUUUAUUGAAUAAAGUUUGGCAUGGGCACACGUAACUAA